UCUCCCUUUAUCACCAUAGAACAAAGGUCUUCAAUGGGCGCCAGUAAUGAGAUGACAAGUGAAAGCUACAAUGGGAUAAGUGAAAGUUCAGUUGGGACUUUGGAUGUGAGCAAGGGAGUCGAUGCUGUCAAGGAGGCAACCAACAUAAAGCUUGUGAUCGCAAAAGCCUUAGUUCAGGUUACCCUCGGUAUGGGCGUUGAGGCACCCGUCGAUGCCACCGUCGUACCAAAUUCUCAGAUUGAACCCAUGUCCACAUGUUUUGAUUUCCUAACUCUCAUUUCUAAUGGGGAGCACAUCAAAGCUUUCUUGGGCAGGUUCGAACAAGACAUAAAUAAUGAACAUGAGGCUUCCCAUUUCUACAACUUCGUAGGCCCAAGCACACAUAUCCAUCAGUUCUCUGUCCCUUCAGAGAAUGUUCCAUUGUUAGGACAUCUACGAACCAGGCACAAUGAUUUCAUCAGGCAAUUGACAGUUGGUUUAGUUGUCGGGAAUCCUUUAUUGAGGAUCUUGGCUGCGGUGCUUAUGGAUAUGUAAGAAACUCAGGUGAAUGCCUUAACUGAAGAGUGAUCGUUUGAGUGGAAGGAUGCUGUGAGAGACUUACAUAAGGCUAGUUUGGAUCUUUCCUUUGUUCUCCAUCAUCUUCGAGAUGUUGCUACAUCGUGGUUUUGUAGAGAUGUGAAAAUUCGAUUGGCAUCUAUUGUGUGUCAGAUUUCUAAAUUGGAAAUAUAGCUCGCAAUACUAAAGUCAGAGAUGGUCCAGUUGCAAAGAAAUCCUCCAGAUGCUAUCAUCCUGGAUAACACUACCAUUCACGGCUUGCUUUGAAUUUCCACCGUCUCCUUAUCAUAUGCCUUUUUUUUUUCUAUGACAGAUGUAUCUUGUAGGAAAAGUGCUUAGACCCCCCUCUUUUUCGGUCCUUGUGUAUGGAGACGCCCCAUAUCCCUUUUUUGUUUUAGGUUAUGUACAUGUACUGAACAACACCCUUGGCUUUGUAUUUGGUAUUUCGCUUAGAUUAACCUAUCAUGGUUAA
Quercus lobata is the source of this 1027-nucleotide messenger RNA. RefSeq lists its product as uncharacterized. The record is from RefSeq and is a predicted model, not a curated record. NCBI's taxonomy places the organism in Eukaryota, Viridiplantae, Streptophyta, Magnoliopsida, Fagales, Fagaceae. The coding region runs from base 34 to 534 and encodes 166 amino acids. The transcript has 3 exons.